AUCUUGACACACCUUAUCACCAGCUCUGAGUAAAUAACGAUCACUGGCCUCGUGCCUCCACGAGCGGCAGGUGAGGCGUGACGUCAUGGUGAUACCUUCGGACUCCUUCAAGUAAAUCCAUAAAGGUGUGUGUCAGGUGCAGCCCGCUCUUACUCCAGAGACAGGUCUCACCGCAAAAUACUGAAGAGGGAACUGUCUGCGGGGAAUAACAGAGGCCUAACAUGCAGCACGGGGUUUGAGUGACACCUGCCGCACCAGGAUGUACCCCAGCUCUCCCACCAGAGUCCCGCCGCAGCCCCUGUCUCUGAGCAGUCCGUACAUCGCCCCAACCUAUGAGUUCCCCGCAUAUCACCCUCAUGUGGACCCCUCCACGAGCGCAUGGAACCCCUACGCCCCCAGGGACGAGUAUCUGUACAGCCUCCAUCAGGGGUCAAGCCCCGGCACGGGACAGGUCAACUUCACCUCACACGAGCUGAGCAGCACCCCAGUGACUGCAGGAGGGGGGGUCUUCAACAACUACAGUUUUAUGUCCGGACAGGACCCCUUUAUAUCCAGAAGGAGACCUCCUGAAUCACCCAGGACCCCAGCUGUUCUAGGGGGGAAAACUCGCACCAAGGACAAGUACAGGGUGGUGUACACGGACCACCAGCGCCUGGAGCUUGAGAAGGAGUUUCAGUACAACAAAUACAUCACAAUGAGGAGGAAAAGCGAGCUGUCACUGGCACUCAGCCUCUCGGAGAGACAGAUAAAGAUUUGGUUUCAGAACAGACGCGCCAAAGAGCGAAAGAUAACACGGAAAAGACAGCAGCAUUCCCAGCAAGCGUCCACGACCACGCCCACCCCUCCUGCACUGGGUGGGCUCACGGACACCCAUAUCUCCGCCAGCCCACGGCAAGACAUUUUAUCUGACACAGUGUCAGAGGAGUACUAAGUAAAAAUGGCAUCACAUGGACUGGCAAAGCACUGGAUGUCUCUUUUGUAAACUUUUUUAUUAUAAAACACAAACAUGAUGAAUUUCCAUGACAUAAUAAGCACGUUUUUCUGAACAAGCACGGCAGUCCUGUUGCACUGAUCACAAUACAAACCAUAUAAUAUUAAGACAUCUUCAGCUAUUAAUAGAUAUAAUAACAUGCACACUUUACAACUCUGGUAUUUCUUUCUCACUUGUUGAAAAGAAAAUAUGCAAAAAAACUAAAACUAAAAAAACAAAACAAAACUGCAAAUUCUUCUAAGCGCUGAUGCUGGUGUUGCUGUUUUUGAAUCAUUGUUACAAACAAGGAAGUUGCAGCAAAAAGUUUCCAUACUACUAAUCUUAGAUAUUUUGAUAACUGGCCACAUCCUGACUCUAGCUGUGUUACUCAAUCACAUGCUAGACAGAAAUAGAAGUUCAAUAUGUGCCUUUUAUGUAUGUUUUUGUUAUGUUAAAAAUUGUGAACAGUAAUGACUAAAGUAGUUAUAGUAAAUGUGUAUGUCUGACAAACCAACUACAAAAUGAGGGUUUAAUGAGGAUAGGUAUGAUAUGAAGUAACUUGUAAUGUUUUUAGCAAUUAAAAUGUUAACCCUU
Messenger RNA from Boleophthalmus pectinirostris (great blue-spotted mudskipper), 1564 nucleotides. RefSeq names its product caudal type homeobox 1a (gene cdx1a). The record is from RefSeq and is a predicted model, not a curated record. NCBI's taxonomy places the organism in Eukaryota, Metazoa, Chordata, Actinopteri, Gobiiformes, Gobiidae. Gene Ontology annotation, biological process: animal organ morphogenesis; regulation of transcription by RNA polymerase II; embryo development. The transcript is spliced from 3 exons. Gene Ontology annotation, cellular component: nucleus. Gene Ontology annotation, molecular function: DNA-binding transcription factor activity, RNA polymerase II-specific; RNA polymerase II transcription regulatory region sequence-specific DNA binding. Bases 260 to 931 code for a protein of 223 amino acids.